Mesorhabditis belari is the source of this 2088-nucleotide messenger RNA. The record is from the annotation of a GenBank genome assembly. NCBI's taxonomy places the organism in Eukaryota, Metazoa, Nematoda, Chromadorea, Rhabditida, Rhabditidae.
AUGGACAUCGAAAAGCACUUGCAGUUCUUCGCCAAUGAAUCAAACCUAUUCGAGAAUGCCCGUCCAAUCAGCGAAAGGCCCUACUUCUUCCCAAGUGCGAGCAACGACGCGAACGAUGAUAGCAGCCUAGUCAAGCUUGAAACGGAUCAGGGAAUUACCUACGACAAGAUGCUCACUGACUUGAUCGCCGCUCAAGCGGCAGGUUCGCCUGGUCGACUGUUCGCGCUGCUUCGGGAGAAUGGUUGUAUCAAAAAAGAGGUAAAAAAAUACGUAAGCAGGCUGAUAACUGAAUGGAGGGCCAACAAGGAUGAAACUGAGGCUGUUCGACUGAUCGACUUCCACAUCGUCUUGAAGAAUAUCGAAGCAGCACAACAAAUUCUCAAUGAAGCAGCGAUUGAUCACGAUUUGCUUCGCGUCUUGGAUUGGGCUGAGAAAGAAAAAGUCGAACCAUCGAAAGCGAACGCCAUCUGGGGUGCUUUGUGUUUGUCGCCGAUCUCUCGUGCCAUCGCUCGAAUCUAUCAGUGCCAUUUGAAGGAUAGUGAUGCUCUGCAAAUGCAAAUAGCUGGUCAUGCCGAAUUCAUCAAUCUUCAGGAUGCCUAUGUGCUUGCUUCGUUCUGGCUCGGUCAUAAACACCCGGUCACAAAGAGCAUCUAUCAGAAAUGGAUGUCCAACAAUACCACUCGCAAGGUCGAUGAAUCGCCAUCGAAGCAGCUCCCUGAUGUGGUCGACAUCAGCAACACGGCCAAGGACUUGAUCUAUUCCUAUAGAAGCCACGUGUGUCUUCUUCCAAUAAACCAGACUUUUCGCUUCAGUGAUUCCAAAACGCUACAUCUGCGUCAGCUAUACAUUGACGCAAUCAUGGUGAGAAAUUGGGCCACUGCCGACGCCAUUGCUGCUGAUAUGGGCAAGCGUUUUACUUCAUCCGAGUAUGCUCAGGAUACACUUGCUCUACUAUCGGCUCUCAGUCAAAUUGUGGCUACUGUUUUGGAUCGAUCGAACAACCAAGAGGAUAGUCAAAUCAGCCAGACGGUGAUGAAGGGCGGAACUAUGAAAGACGUCGUCGAGUCUGUGCUGCUGAAGAACACGAUUUUUGCAAGAAGUUUCACUGAAGACGAUAUUGAUGAGUUGGACAGUGUUGCCGGUUUGGUUGACGGAGUGCUUCGUUCUAUUCGCCAAGCUUACAGGAAGUCGGAACAUCAAACUCAGCACUCAGUCGGCGAAUUCGUUGGAUUGGUUUUGGAGUUAACGAAUUGUUUUGCUAAGUUGCUUCUGGAUUUUGAAGCGGUCGUUGAAUCAAUCAGGCCUACUUUUACGACCAACGAGAAGCUUCUUGCUUUCUUCGCAAACGACCUCGGCCACCAAUUCAAGAGUGAGCACCAAAACGAACGAAUGAAAAAGUUGAUCAACAGUCUGCACGACGGCUCCAAGCGCUCUGGCUCGAUUGAAGAGGUGAGGAAGAUUGAAGACAUCAUCGAGGAGGAGGUGCCAUUGAAAAAUGAAGAAGCUUUUCAAUCUACUGAUUUGGAAGAUACACCAUUGUUGCCGGUGACACCACAACCUUUCAGCCAAAUUGCAUCAGAAGAAACGGUAAAGGAGGAGAAGGCAGGUGCAACAGCUGAAGUCGCGCCAACUACGCAGAUGAUCGAAGCAAACAUCAAGGACAAGGUUGAGCCGGUGCCAAUUUCACAGAAGCCAGUGAUGCGUGAAGAAAACGAUAGUUCCGAUGAUGGUUGGGGUACAUCUGCAGUCAAUGAAGAACAAACAUUUUCUCCCGGCGGAUGGUCGACAGAGGCAAAGAAUUCGGCACCAUCAUUUGGGAAAGCUUUCGGAUCAACUGACGUUGGCUUUCCCAGACCACAACUGGCUGAGCCGGACAACAACCAAGGGUUCCACAGCUCAUCGCGUCCUCAAGUUGGGCUCAAUCAAGCUCAUCCCAACGAUGGUGGAAAUCAACCACAUCGCUAUGGUUUUCGAAAUGGUCGGCGUGCUGGAGACAGUUUUAGCAGUGUCCGUACACGUAGGCCUUGGAAUGGUAACCAUGGUGGCGCUAGUGGCUUUGGAGCUGAUGAAGGAGGAGAGGCCCGCAAU